This is a messenger RNA of Pecten maximus, 1293 nucleotides long. Its product is annotated as protein pelota homolog. The record is from RefSeq and is a predicted model, not a curated record. NCBI's taxonomy places the organism in Eukaryota, Metazoa, Mollusca, Bivalvia, Pectinida, Pectinidae. Bases 1 to 1143 code for a protein of 380 amino acids. The transcript has 10 exons. Gene Ontology annotation, biological process: RNA surveillance; nuclear-transcribed mRNA catabolic process, non-stop decay; nonfunctional rRNA decay. Gene Ontology annotation, cellular component: cytoplasm.
AUGAAGCUCGUCAGCAGAGAUAUUGACAAAAAUAAUUCCGGGGGUGUGACCCUGAUUCCUGAGGAGGCUGAGGAUAUGUGGCACACCUUCAACCUGGUAACCAUUGGAGACUCGUUAAGGUCUACCACCAUCAGGAAGGUUCAGACAGAAUCAGCAACAGGAAGUGUAAGUGUAAACAAAGUGAGAACCACCCUCACUAUCCAUGUUGAAGCCAUUGACUUUGAUACACAAGGAUGUAUGCUGCGGGUCAGAGGACGCAACAUACAAGAAAACCAGUAUGUCAAGAUGGGCGCUUACCACACACUUGACCUUGAGCUGAACAGGAAGUUUACAUUAGGCAAACAGGAAUGGGAUAGUGUAGUUCUAGAAAGGAUUGAGACAGCUUGUGACCCAACCACACAUGCCGACCUGGCCGCUGUCGUGAUGCAAGAAGGGCUUGCUCAUGUGUGUUUAAUCACCGCUAACAUGACUCUUGUCCGUGCAAAAAUAGAGACUAGUAUACCCCGCAAACGCAAGGGCAUGUGUUCACAACACGACAAGGGUCUGACAAGAUUCUACGACCAGAUCAUACAGGCUGUACUACGCCAUGUCAAUUUUGAUAUUGUAAAAUGUUUUCUAGUGGCAAGUCCAGGGUUUGUUAAGGACCAGUUUUCAGAGUAUAUGUUUACGCAAGCUGUUAAAAUGGAUAACAAAGUGUUGCUGGACAACAAGUCAAAAUUUGUUCUUGUCCAUGCUUCUUCAGGAUUCAAACAUUCUCUCAAAGAGGUUUUACAAGAUCCAGCAGUCACUGCUCGAUUAGCUGACACAAAGGCGUCCUUAGAGAUCAAAGCUUUGGAUGAUUUUUACCAAAUGCUUCAAAAUGACCCAAACAGAGCUUUCUAUGGAGUAAAACAAGUGGAAAAGGCUGCAGAGCACCAGGCUGUAGAGGUGUUGCUGAUAUCUGACGAGCUAUUCCGAUCCCAAGACAUCAAACAACGUAAACGAUAUGUGAAAAUUGUGGACACAGUAAGGGAGACCGCUGGUGAAGUGAGAAUGUUCUCUAGUUUACAUGUAUCAGGAGAACAACUAGGUCAGUUAUCAGGGGUUGCAGCCAUACUUAGAUUUCCAAUGGCGGAUGAGGAUGAGGAUUCUGAGGAGGAUUAAGAAAUGUUUUCUAUCUCUGAAAAGAUCUGUGCAAUGAAUAUGCUAGCUUUAAGAAUGAAAAUUGUUGCUGGCAUUUAAAACACUAUUUGUUGCAAUCCUUAUUUUAUGUGUAGCAUGAUAAAAAUUAUUUAUUAAAUCAUUUCAAUUCUU